UCUCCGCCCAAGCUAACUCCAGGGAGCUCCGCCCAAGCCAGCGGUACGAUUCCAGCAGCCUACCCCGAUACACGGGGAGAUGGUCAAGUAACCUCAUGUCGUUCAGCAGACCGAGUUGAGCUUAGACUUUUGGCUUUUUAAAAGGGUAUAAAUCAGUGUGAUUAUUCGGCCUUUGGAGCAUAAACUGCAUGGACCGAUAUCAUGACCAAUGUCGCUGCAGAGUUUUUAAGUGUCCAGAUCCCUGGUCCGGAUCACGACCACAUAAAAUGCGGGGAAACUAGUACUAGGUAAAAUUACACAACACAACCCACCGCUACCACCAUCAUGAUCGCGUGUAUUACUGCGGGAAGGACCAAGUGUUCUGCCAGAUGUGUCCGUCUGGCUGGUCCCUCUAUGAUGGCAGUUGCUACAAGCUCUACACUGACGCUAAGACCUACUAUGAAGCACAACAAGUCUGUAAACAAAUGGAUGGGGACCUGGCAAUGGCUAAAACCACCCCAGUCAAUGACCUCUUGGCUAGAUUACUCACAUCAGAAGGUGUUAAUGCAGCUUUACUUGGUCUUCAUGAUCUAGCCACUGAGCAAGCAUUCUAUUGGGUCGAUGGUACAGCACUCACAGCUGCCGGUAGCACAUCUCAUUGAGGUGCCGGCGAACCCAGCGAUGAUUCAGGGGGAGAUGAUUGUAUUGAACUCAAAGAUGAU
Strongylocentrotus purpuratus (purple sea urchin) is the source of this 701-nucleotide messenger RNA. RefSeq names its product alpha-N-acetylgalactosamine-specific lectin-like. Bases 369 to 641 code for a protein of 90 amino acids. The transcript has 4 exons. The record is from RefSeq and is a predicted model, not a curated record. NCBI's taxonomy places the organism in Eukaryota, Metazoa, Echinodermata, Echinoidea, Camarodonta, Strongylocentrotidae.